Molecule: messenger RNA, 2574 nt
Organism: Echinococcus granulosus
Lineage: Eukaryota; Metazoa; Platyhelminthes; Cestoda; Cyclophyllidea; Taeniidae
Product: Sperm flagellar protein 2
Exons: 15
Coding region: 1-2574 (857 amino acids)
Source: RefSeq, a predicted model, not a curated record
AUGGAACAGUCUGUUUCUGCCAUCAUUAAAGCAGAACUUUGUAACUAUGAUCCUUCUGUCAACUGGUUUUUGGAAGACUGCCCUAUUAAUUUGGGUAUUUUAAAGGCGAUGCAUGCUACUCUUCAUUUUAACGCUAUAUUGUUUAUUUCUGUUCCAAACGAAGAGAUAAUUUCGCAGGCAGUUGAAGGGCACUGGGAUAAUGACGAAGUCGUCCUUGAACUUUCCCACUCGGAUCAUGCGCUGUCAAGCAUUCGCAGCUUUUUCCAUGAAAAGGGAUGUCAAAUUUAUGAAGUAAAGUCCGCUUUUGGAGAGUCCAUUGAUGCCCAAAUUUCUCAGUUGAUCAAAGAUCACCUAGUUGGGUUAAGAAAACUAGAGCAACAGAUGGAGACAGUGGAGUGUCGAACUGAUUACAAAGCUGAUAAUGAAGAGAAUUUGUUCAUUACCUAUUGUGCUUCAAAAAUUAGUCAGGAUAUGCUUAAGCGAUUCAGUGAGAUUUUAGAAGCCAUAAGUGCCACCUUUGUUGAUCAGCUGCAGAAAGUGUUAUCAAAACUACGCCAUCAACGUCUAAAUAUUGUGGAGCAUCUUUGUGAGUGCAGAAGAACGCUGUUGACAUAUCUGAGGCGACCGAGUAACAGACAAGCACUUGUGGAUAGUUGGCAGAAGGAGCUUAAUGCGAUGCCUUUGGAGUUGUUAGAGGAUGAUGUGACUAAAGCAGAACGUCAUCUCCGCCUACAUGAGCUGGUUUUUCAGCUUCGCGAAUUGACUGAGGAACGGCGAGAUGACAACUUGACACACCUUAGAGACUUCGUUGGCCACAAUGAAUGGCAUGCAAAUGAAAGAACUAACCUGAUGAAUAACUACUGUUUGCUGCUUCAAAUAGAGUUGGAUAGGUGGCAAGAUAGGAACCGGGUGGUUGAAAUGUUUUUCCCCUCAACUGACGAUACCAAUGAGGGUAAACUGGAGGAUCAAAGGAAUCAAAACUACUACCGACUUCCAAUGUUGAAACCUCCUGGGUUAUUUACUACGGAACAGAGUCUGAGCCAAACCGCCGAUUUGAAGGCAAAACGGCGUCAACCACCAAAAGACGAACUUAGCGAGAGCAAAGUUCAGACAAUUACAUACACCACGGAGGACUUUAAAACUGACGAUGAGACAGAUCGUCCGCAACUACUUUUUGUUACCAGUGCGACGCUGACCGCCUGUGAGAUGCUUCCUCUCACACACGAAGAUGCCACCGCUAAAGCAAAAGAGGUGAAGAAGGUCAAGCAGAGUCUUGAAAAGAAAAAAGCAGGAGAGAAGGCACAGAGAAGUAGGGGCAAAAAGGAUCUUACGCCCCCACAACCCAAUCAGUAUUUGCUGGGGAGCCAAUUGAAACCGAAAGAGCCUGAACUCGCCUUCCUUUAUGAGAUUGCUACCUGUGCGCUCAAAGUGGUCCAGUUGAGACUCACGGAGGAACAAACGAAAUUGGGAAUGUAUGUGGAUGACAAUGGAGACCCACUUCCUUGUAAGGAAGAACUUCCAAAAUCUCAAGAUACCACGAGUUCUCGUUCUACAAAGACCGUCAAAAAAGUAAAGAAGACGGCACCCACACCGGAAUUGAUCAAAGAACCAGAACAGUCAGAGAAGCCCAAAGUGGAAAAGGCGAUCCGGCUCAACCUUCUUAAAGAUGAAGCGGAGAGGACUGCGCUGCGUCUACAACUAAUCAGGGAUGUGGGACUGGAGAUUUUGGCCACAUUUCAGGGAGACGUAGUGCACUUUCAGAAUGAGGGAACGCAAUGGAUUGACGCGGAAUACCGGGGAUUCCAAAAAUCGAUUACCAAGCUCGAAGAAUAUGUUCAAGAGAAGAUUGAAAGAGGCGAAUCGCUGGAAUAUCGUCUUUUGAUUGCUGACAAUGAUCCAUUCUACGUGUCCCAAGAGGUGGUUUUCACCCCGCAAAGAUUGGUCAACCUCCAUCCAUUCGACCAAGUUAUAGACGGAUCUCCUCAACCAGAAAACGAUUCAUUCGGGAACCUAUCGAAGCUCGUAGAUCAAUUCCGGAGGGAGGCGCCUCAUGGAUGCAUAUGCGAAAAGCUUUUUGUUGAACUGAUGACCGACAAGUGGGAGUGUGACCCCAUGGAACUGGCGAAGGCUUUCAUUGUCCCUCAAGGCACCAAGUCAACAGGGCUAAGUGUGGUGUCCUCGGUGGACUGGAGACGCUUCAUCGUCGCGGCUGCUAUGAGGAUGCUGAAUUCAUCCAGUGAUCAGAUGUGGGAGAGUCUGAGCGUCCUCCGGAGGACUGUGCAUGAAAUGGCCAAGUCGACGCUUGUUGGACUGCGCUUGCCAACAGAGGAGGUUAAAAAGAUCACUUCCAGUGAAGGAGUCAAGUUGGAUUCCAGAGUGUGGGACCUACUUCUCAGCCUUUUUGAGGCGCCUGGAGAGGAGGGGCAGAUGGUGGAAAUGGAUGACCUGAUGCUUUCCCUCGCUGCCUCCGGUUACUCCUCGCCAUUUGACAGCCUUGUGAGAAGUCUAGCCGCUCUGCAGACCCCCGCACUGCCACUCCCGACACCACAAACCACUCAGGCCCUCCACAAGUGA